GUUAAGUAGGGGAUUGUAGCUAUGCUCUCAUCACUCUACACACUUUGCAAAGCGCGAACUAUUUGGGUUUGGCGAGCCCAAAUGGCUGGGUGAAUCCGUGCCAGUCAAUCGGUUUCGCAGCCCGAGCACCCCGCACUCUAUAUGGGACUUUGAGCACACAGCUAUACCCAGAAAUCAAAAAAGAUCUAGGGAAAGAGGUUAUUCUGAAAAGGGACCAGAGUUGGUUAACCCAAAGUUUCAAGCCCGUUCGCUCGCGUUACCUGCCUAUGGUCAUCCACUUGAAUUGACAUGGGCUUAUCCUGCGCCUCGAGGGCACCUGAGGCCAAGACCGGUAGCGAUGGUGCGCGCUCGUGUUGGCGCUUGUUUGUGUUUGUGCUAAUACUGGACGUCAGCCACGCGCUUACGGAGAUGGCGAGGACCCUAGGGUGCGCGGCUGCUCGAACGUACUUGCUGGCACGUUGAACGUGUGGUUGCCUUUCAGGUUGCCCCCUUCAGCUGUCAGGCCGACUAUCCUGAUCGCUCAGGAGGCGAAUGGCCACCAGAGACGCUGCGUUUCAGGAGUCACCCUUUGUCGUGCAGGUGCAUUUUUGUUUCGUGGGCGGACGGGAAGUUUCGUGGACCGGGAAAGCCCGCAUCGUGUAUGUGCCUUGCGCCGUUGAGACAUCAUACGCCCAGUUAUGUGGUCAGUCGUGAGGACAAACUACUCUCCAUCAGACUCUGUUCGAGGUCUGGAGACGGGGCUGGGCCAGAACGUGUAAGUACGCUCACUAGCACUCCGAGCGCAGAUCCCAAGCAGCCUGAUAGCUGCUGCCAUCCAGACAUCCCUCACCCGCCGGUGUGUCGCGCGCCUCACGUACCCCCCGCGCCCCACGCCACCACCCGCUUUUGGCGCGUGCAUGGACUCCGGUGCGUCGUCUAAGCGAAGGCACGGUUCUUGGGACGGCCCAUCAAUAUGUAUGACCGCGUGCGGCCCUGUGAAUUCGUUCUUGCAGCCGUCGGGCCCUCCCGGUAAGUUCUCGCAGCCCCUCAACGGCGCUCUCGCCAAGGUGUGUUCGUCAGGCACCGGUACGGUCUCAUGUCAUCCUGCCGCUUAUGCACGUCUUUGCCACCUGUCCCCCCCCCCUUGGUGGUUUGACCGGUGGCGGCGCCCUGCAAAGCCGGCAGAAUGGCACGGCAGCCUGGCGACGGCGGCGGCGGCGGCGCAGGGCCUGGGCCCGGCAGUGGUGCGUGCAUGUGCGUGGCAGAGGGGGCAGGCAAGGCCACGCGGAGGAGGACAGCGCGGUGCUGCCCGAGAAGCGGCGCCGGCGCGCAGAUUGAGACCUGCCGGUGUCUGGUUUGCGGUCUUUGCUGGCGAGCAUACCAUGGCGCGGUGUGGGGUUGGACUUCCUGCUGUUUGGUUAGUUGCCUGCUGUGCUUAGGCUUGAUAGCGGGACGAGGCUGGACACAUUGCGGGCGGUGCUGUACAAACCGACCCGACUAAAGGAGAAAGGUGACGGGGCAGA
Molecule: messenger RNA, 1502 nt
Organism: Chlamydomonas reinhardtii
Lineage: Eukaryota; Viridiplantae; Chlorophyta; Chlorophyceae; Chlamydomonadales; Chlamydomonadaceae
Exons: 1
Coding region: 289-462 (57 amino acids)
Source: RefSeq, a predicted model, not a curated record